Cryptomeria japonica (Japanese cedar) is the source of this 4330-nucleotide messenger RNA. RefSeq names its product pentatricopeptide repeat-containing protein At5g12100, mitochondrial. The transcript has 2 exons. Gene Ontology annotation, molecular function: protein binding. Lineage: Eukaryota; Viridiplantae; Streptophyta; Pinopsida; Cupressales; Cupressaceae. The coding region runs from base 317 to 2881 and encodes 854 amino acids. The record is from RefSeq and is a predicted model, not a curated record.
CAAAAAUAAAAAAAUAUUCACUCUGUUGUAUUUGAAUGUGAGUUAUCUUCAAGAGUUAAACCACAAUAUCUUUACCCUAAAGAACUAAGGGUACGUAGCAGGAUAAAAAUUGCCGCUUCAAAAAGAGAGAACACGAUCGAAUUCGUUUUAGCUGAAUUUUGCAGGCCAUCCUGUCCACGUUGAAUAGAAACGGUCCAUGAAAGGGCAUUUUUGAUAUUGAAUUUUACUUAACAGAUGUGCAAGAUUCCUAAAGACACUCUUCUUAAGCUAUGUCACAGAAGUUGACCCACCAAAAACUUUGGAAGUAGCGUUCUCAAUGGCGUUGAUGAGCGACAAGAAGAAAAAAUUGUUGCAACCUCUGUUGAACCAAAUAAUAAAAAUCAGCAGCAGAAGUAUAGAUGUUGAAAGGAAAUGGGUGCAAUGGGAACCCAAUAUCUCUUGUUCUGCAAAGCGGGUUCCAGUUUUAUUCUUCUUUUACACAAGAAGGCUUAGCAGCUACGCUGCCUCUUUCUCGCACUUGAGAGAUAACGUGGAUAACUAUGAGGGCAGAGGAGUAAGAAAAGAAGAAGAAGAAGAAGAAGAAGAAGAAGAAAUAAUCAAACAAGCAUGUGGGUUGCUGCAACAGAAAAGGUGGGUCCAAGCCCAAUGUGCAAUAAGGUCACUCGUUCUCCUAAAGACAUGCAAUACAACUACCCAGUCUAUAUUUAAAGCAAUCAUGACUGCUCCACAAUCAAAACCAGCACUUUUGAACUUGGUGAUCAAGGCCUAUGCUGAGGUCAAGAUGGCGUCAGAAGCUGCAGACACCUUUUCCCUCAUGAAAGAUAAUGGUAUAGUGCCCUCUCUUUCCUCCUGUAGUUUCCUUCUCGAAGCUUUGGUUGUGUCUAGACAAACCGAAAGGGCUUGGGAAGUUUUCUCUGAGAUGAUGUCAAUGGGCAUUAGUCCUGAUUUGUUUGGUUUUAAUAAAAUGCUUCAAGCUUUCUCCAAGGAAGGGCAACUAGAUGCUGCCAUUGCGUUGUUGUCUAGAAUGAAUGAAUUGGAUCGCAAGCCUGACGCAUUUUCUUACAAUGUAAUUAUCACUGGUCUGUGUAAAAAGAGGCAAAUGGAACAAGCAGGAAGACUUUUUUGGGAAAUGGUAAACAGGAGUGUGGUUGCUAAUCAUAUAACUUAUAAUGUACUGAUUGAUGGUUAUUGUAAAUCUGGGAAUCAAGAUGGAGCUUUUGAGAUUCUGAAACACAUGCUUGCACAAGGUCUGAGGCCCGAUUUAGUGACCUACAAUUCCUUGAUUAAUGGGCUCUGUAAAAGUGGUAGGUUAGAGCAAGCCAAAGGGACUAUAAAUGAGAUGCACGAGCAUGAAUUGGAGCCAGACCGUGUCACUUACUACACAUUGAUUGAUGGGUACCUGAGACAUGGAGAUGUACACGGUGCUUUAGAGCUGCAUAGCUUAAUGAUAAGAAAAGGUAUUCAAAUUGAUAUUUUUAGGUACAGUAUUUUGUUGAAUGCACUCUCCAAACAAGGCAAAAUGAGGGAGGCAAAAGAUAUUUUUAAUGAAAUGAUUGGAAAGGGUUUGAUUCCUGAUAGAGUUGUUUAUAACACUCUCAUCGAUGGGUAUUCAAGGCUAGGGAAUACUCGGGAAGCUCUUUGUUUACGCCAGGAGAUGGGAAGAAGAGGCAUUGUGCCUAAUGUCAUUACUUACAACGCACUAAUCAAAGGCCUCUGUAGGAAACUUAUGAUUGGAGAGGCAAUACAUCUUUUAAAAGAGAUGUACACAAUGGGUUUGGUUCCUGAUGCCGUUACAUAUAAUACGCUGAUUGAUGGGCAUGGUAAGAGUGGCAAUAUGCAGGAAGGCUUUUACCUGCUUGAGGAGAUGCAGGAAAGGGGUGUUGCACCUGAUGUCGUAACAUAUGGUGCAUUGAUAAAUGGAUUGUGUAAGGAAGGCAGGUUGCAUGAAGCUGAAGAAAUUUUGAAGGAGAUGGCGAGUAGAAAUGUAGCACCAAAUAUACAAGUGUAUAACACCCUUAUCAAUGGUCAUUGCAGGUCUGGUAACAUACAGGACGCUUUCAGUUUACAGAGAGAAAUGCAGAGAAUUGGCAUUAUGCCUAAUCUUGUUAGUUAUAACUCUCUUAUAAAUGGGCUUUGCAGAGAAGGCAAGAUGCUGGAAGCAGAAGCUCUUUGGAAUGGACUUGCCGAUCGGGGUUUGAUACCAGAUAUUGUAACCUAUAACUUGAUGAUUGAUGGGUAUGCAAGUUCAGGUGAUACCUAUAAAGCACUUAAGCUAUAUGAGGAGAUUGAAAAGAAAGGACUUGAACCAACUGUAAUGACCUAUCAUGCAUUGAUGAAUGGGCUCUGCAGGGAAGGUAAGAUGCAGAAAGUAGAAGAAAUAUAUAAAUUGAUGCUAGAGAAAAAUUUACUUCCAGAUGCAAUAACAUACAACUUACUCAUUCAUGGCUACUCCAAAUCUGGUGAUCUUUGUAAGGCAUUUCACUUGUUUGAAGAAAUGAAAGAAUGUAAGCUUUUGAAAGAUGAAAUAACAUACAAUGGUUUACUAAAAGGGCUCUGUAUUGAAGGGAAGAUGCUGAAAUCAAAAGAGCUUUUCAUUCAAAUGGCAGAGAAUGGAGUGGUUGCCAAUGCUAAUACUUACAAUAUACUUAUCGAUGGGUAUUCCAGGGUUGGUAAUGUCAUCGAAGCUUUCAAGCUGCAUAGAGAAAUGGUAGACAAGGGUCUCACACCCGAUGUACUUGUGUACAGUGAACUGAUCAAUGGCCUUUACAAGGAAGGCAGAACACAAGAAGCAGAUCUACUCUUAAGAGAGAUGCGAGAAAAACACUUUAUCCCACCUAACUUUACCAUAAAAAGAUCAAUUGAUAUGAAUAACAUGUUUUAGUGGACUGAAAACUACUUGGUGAAGUUUUGAGGAUUGCUCCUUAAAUUAAUGCUUUCUCAAAAGAUGCGCUGCUAAAGCUUCUAUCAAGCACACCAGUUUGGCUAGUGAAGCUUGCCAGGUAAUUAAAGAGGAAACCUGCAGAGAGUGCUCUGUACCUUAGUGAAGUAAAAAGAAACUACUUGAUGCAUAGGCGCAAACAUAUGCUGAUGUUCGCUGACAGGACAGUGUUUAUUAUAGACAAGGUACAGAAACAGUUUGAGCACUGUGAUAAUGAGCAUUAGCAAGACGCGAGAGGUAAAAGUAAACUGCACUGUUUUUGUCAUUAACGGCUAAUAUGAAGCCAUCUAAGGAAUGGGCUAUCAAUUUAUUAAUAAACAGGCAGGAUCAGAACUUUAAACACUUCUGUAAUUUUUAAAAUUGAAAGUCUCAUCAGUGUGAAAAACAAGCUUGGAAUGGUUGGAUCAAGGAAUAUUUUGAACAUGUCAAUAUCCAUCAAGGUUUGUGAUGUGCGCCCCUGAAUGUCACUGCCAUGCAUCUAAACCUUUCAAGUGAAGAACACAAUUGCACAGGUAGAGGUUGUUUUCCUUCUCGUGUGAAAGUGGAUAUUUUGAGCGAAGCAAGCUGUCAGAUAAGAGUCGGUAACAAUUUUUAGGUGCGUAGAAGCUUUGUGGAGUUCAAGUAAUAGAAAAUAUAUCUCAUUUUCUUCUUAGUGUUGCCUUUCCAUAGCUUAGUUUGGUGGUUUUGCCUCAUGGGCUCUCUCCAUUACUGUGCCAUCUUGCCAGAUUUCUGUUUUUCAGAAUUUUGUGCAUGUUCAUUUAGGAUUUCUGUUUGUCUAUGGCACUAAACCUGAGGAAAUUCGCAGCUAAUUGAUGCAUCUAUUGGCAUCAGAACAAUCAGAAUGGUUUAUAGAGGAUUUCCUUUCAAUUUUAUGUGAAGUAAUGUAGACACAGUUUUAUAGAAGAAAAGAGCCCCCUUGGACAGGAGGCAAAGUUUGAUCGGUCUAAAGGAGGAGAGAAUGGUGACACAAGAACUGAAAAACUUGACCCAAUAAAAAGAUUCAAGAUGCUAUACCAAAACAAGGUGCCUAAACGAAGUUUGCAGUUUCAGAGCUUCAACAUAUAGACUUAGGGAGGGUAAAUCUUGUGUGACAAAGAUGAAAUCUAACCAGCCUUAUGGUUGGACUCUGGGAGUCUGGGACACUUGCAGAAGGUGAAGAUUGAGGCAAGAUGCAGAUUGUGGAUAACUUGAAGAUGAUGAACAAUUGUAGCCAGAUUUACAUUAGUGGGUUGCAUUUCCAAAUAAGUGAUGUAACCCUAUGCCAGUAUAAACUGGGACAAAGACUAGUGAAUAGCUUGCCCACAGUAUAAUGUUGUAGUUCUCUAUCUCUGUACAAUGUAGCUAUGUUUUCUCGAAGUCUAAUAAAUUUUAUUGGCCAUGGUUUAUCAUGCU